AGCACAAGUCGCUUAUUUUCUCUCUCUCCUUCGUCGUCGCGCUUCUUCUGAAGAAUCUGGUUUCGUAGUUGGUUCCACAGAUCUUCAUUUUCAGGUGUUGCAUACAACCUGUUGUUUAGCUUCUGAAUCAGUGUCCGUUGGAUUUCUAGAGGAUCAAUAUGGUUGUUCUAGCAGCUUCCAUUAUAAGUAAAUCUGGCAAAGCCCUUGUUUCAAGGCAGUUCGUUGAUAUGUCUCGCAUAAGAAUUGAGGGGCUUCUUGCAGCUUUCCCCAAGUUGGUCGGAACAGGGAAACAACACACUUAUAUCGAGACUGAAAAUGUGCGUUAUGUAUACCAGCUGUUAGAGUCUGUGUAUUUGUUGCUUGUCACAAACAAACAGAGCAAUAUCUUGGAAGAUCUGGACACACUGAGGCUGCUCUCCAAGAUCGUACCUGAGUAUUCUUAUUCUUUAGAUGAAGAGGGCAUUUGCAAGACAGCUUUUGAGUUGAUUUUUGCAUUUGACGAGGUUAUCACCAUUGGGCACAAGGAGAAUGUUACCAUUGCCCAAGUGAAGCAAUAUUGUGAGAUGGAGAGUCAUGAGGAGAAGUUGCACAAAUUAGUGUUACAGAGCAAAAUUAAUGAAACUAAGGAUAUAAUGAAACAGAAAGCAAUUGAAAUUACAAAAAGCAAGUUUGAAAAGAAUAGAGGCGAGAAAGGAGGACUCACGUCGAUGGGUUCCGGAAGAAUUGAAAGUGGUUUUGGCAGCGAUAUAAGCAUAUCGAGCACUGGAAGUGGUUUUGGAAGCGCCUCUGGGUUUGGAGUAAACACUGAUGUGGACUCUUUCUCGAGCAAGCCCAAAGGUCGUCCACCUGCAUCUGCUACUGCUCCUCCAAAAGGUCUUGGUAUGCAGCUGGGUAAAACCCAAAGGACAAAUCAGUUUUUGGAAUCUUUGAAAGCUGAAGGUGAAGUGAUUGUUGAGGACGUUCGUCCCAGUGUUGGACAAUCCAGACCUGCUGUUCCACCACUAACUGAUCCUGUGACACUUACGGUGGAAGAAAAGCUCAAUGUAACACUGAAGCGAGAUGGUGGGGUCAGCAACUUUGAUGUUCAGGGAACCUUGUCUCUCCAAAUACUUAAUCAAGAUGAUGGGCUUAUCCAAGUUCAGAUUGAGACGGGGGGUAACCCAGGGAUCCUUUUCAAGACACACCCUAACAUCAACAAAGACUUGUUUUCCAAUGAAAAUAUUCUAGGCCUUAAAGAUCCUAACAGGCCAUUUCCUGCUGGUCAAGCUGGUGAUGGUGUUGGUCUCUUGAAGUGGAGAAUGCAAAGUGUAGAUGAGUCAGUUGUGCCAUUGACAAUUAACUGUUGGCCCUCUGUUUCUGGAAAUGAAACCUAUGUCAGCAUUGAGUAUGAAGCUUCAUCAAUGUUUGAUUUGCAAAAUGUUAUCAUUUCGGUACCUCUUCCGGCUCUUAGAGAGGCACCGAGUGUCAAGCAGAUUGAUGGGGAGUCGAGGUAUGACUCCAGAAAUUCCACUUUGGAAUGGUCCAUACUUCUCAUCGAUGACUCAAAUCGCAGUGGAUCAAUGGAGUUUGUUGUUCCUCCAGCAGAUUCAUCAGUCUUCUUUCCAAUUUCCCUGUGUUUUACGGCUGCCAAUACAUUCAGUGACCUAAAGGUUGUCAAUAUCUUGCCACUGAAAGGUGGACCCGCUCCCAAGUUUUCUCGUAGGGCACAGCUAUCCACAGAAAACUACCAAGUCGUAUGACUGCAGUUUUUAUGCCGGCAAAUAUACUGGGGAAGUCUCUAUCAAGAUACCAGAGAUCCGUUUUUCUCUUGAAAUUUAAAACAUCAAGGUCCUUUUUCAUUUAAUUCUUGUUCAAAUUUUGAGACUAACUGGCACUGCAUUUGGUUGAUUUUUUUUUUGUUUUUGUUUUUUUCUUCGAAGAAGUUAAGAUAGAUAGUCGUUAUAUCCGCAGUGCUAAUUUAGGAAUUCUUUUGAUUUCAAAGAGAAUAUGGGCAUCGGGGCUGAGUAAUAAAAUCAGACUGUAAAAAUGUUCUUUAUCACUAUACUCUGGCUGACAUAAGUUUCACUCCCUUGUUAUGGGUAUUUUUUUUUC
Molecule: messenger RNA, 2091 nt
Organism: Ilex paraguariensis (yerba mate)
Lineage: Eukaryota; Viridiplantae; Streptophyta; Magnoliopsida; Aquifoliales; Aquifoliaceae
Source: the annotation of a GenBank genome assembly